Messenger RNA from Plasmodium gallinaceum, 1401 nucleotides. Its product is annotated as RNA 3'-terminal phosphate cyclase-like protein, putative. Gene Ontology annotation, cellular component: nucleolus. The transcript has a single exon. Gene Ontology annotation, molecular function: RNA endonuclease activity. Lineage: Eukaryota; Apicomplexa; Aconoidasida; Haemosporida; Plasmodiidae. The record is from RefSeq and is a predicted model, not a curated record. The coding region runs from base 1 to 1401 and encodes 466 amino acids. Gene Ontology annotation, biological process: endonucleolytic cleavage of tricistronic rRNA transcript (SSU-rRNA, 5.8S rRNA, LSU-rRNA).
AUGGAAUUUAAUGGAAGUAAUUAUUUCCGAUUUAGAUUAGCCUUAAGUUUAAUAAGUGGAAAAGCUAUAACAAUUAAAAAUAUAAGAAAGAACAAAAAUGGAAUAAAAAAUGAUAAAGAAUUAAAUGAAGUAAACAAGAAACUAGAAAUUGAAGGAUUACGUGAAUACGAAGCAAAAAUUUUAAAACUCAUUGACAAAUUAUGUGAUAAUACAAUAAUUAAAAUUAAUGAAAAUGGUGAUGAAUUAUAUUUUAAGCCAGGAUUCUUAAUAGGUAAUGUAAAUGAUGAAGUAAGAAUUAAUGAUUUAAAUAUAACAUUCCAUUGUGGCAAAGAAAGAAGUAUAACAUAUUUUCUCGAAUUUUUAUUAAUGAUAGUUCCAUUUUUUAAAAAUCCAGUUAAAUUAUUAUUAAAAGGAAUAACUGAUGAUUCUAUUGAUAGCACUGUUUAUACAUUAAAAAUUGUGAGUGAACAUUUUUUUAAAACAUUUUUAAAAGUUGAUGAAAAUUUUCUGAACAUUACAAUUCUAAAAAGAGGAAUAAAAUCUGACUUUUCAGGUGAAGUAUCAUUUUUUAUGAACAACUUAAAAUCAGUAAAUCCUUUUGACAUAAGCGAUCCAGGAUUAAUUAAAAAAAUAAGGGGAUCUAUUUUUUGUAAUAAAAUUUCAUUAAUUUUUAGAAAUAAAUUCAUGAACUGCGCAAAAAAAAAUUUAUUUCAGUUUACCCCUUAUGUUAACAUUGAAAUUGAAAAAGCCAAAUUUCAAAAAAGUGAUGAAGAAAAUCAUUUUAUUUCAUUAUCCCUAUUUGCGCACACACAAAAUAAUUGUAUUUAUGCAACUGAUUUAUGUAUUGAUGAGUUUUUACUACAACAUGUUAAAGAUACAUUAAAUAUUAAUAAUAAAAGGAGUAAUACUGAUUCCAUAAGUCAUGGAAUAAUCAAUGGAAACAGUAUUCAAAAUUAUGAAAAUAAAUUAGAAUGUAAAAAAAUUGAAGAAAAUUUUCUUAUAAAUAACAACGAUCCAUCAUCUAAAGAAGAAAAUAGUUGUAUUGAUUAUAAUAAUUUUUCAAAUGGCAUAACACAUAAUUUUCAUCAAGUUGACAUAUAUGAAAGAUUAGGUUUUUUUAUUUCCUUAAAGAUGAUAAAUGAAAUAAAAGGGUUGUCAUCAAUUGAUACAAAUUAUCAGUGGUUACCUAUACUAUAUAUGGCACUAGCAAAUGAUACUUCGGUUUCAAAAAUUACAUUAAAUAUUCUAAAACCAUACUCUAUUGUGUUAAUUAGAUUGUUAAGUGACUUUUUUAGUGUUGCUUUUGAUAUUAAAAAAGUAGAAAAGUCUCAAAUAGAUUAUUCUUAUAUAAUAAAAUGUGUAGGUGUAGGCUAUCGUAACUUUUCAAAAAAAACUUUUUAA